AUGAAACAUUCUACAUCUUCAUCAAUAUCAUUUGAUGUUCUAUCACCUUCUUCAUCGACUGCAUUAGACUGUUCAUCAUCUUCAUCUUCAUCAAAUCAAGCAAUAAAUACUGACAUUUGUGUAGUAUCCGACAAUAUUGUAAAUUAUACUACCGAAAGUGUUACACUUUGUCUUAAAUAUAAAAAACAACAAUAUAAAAUAACAUGA
This is a messenger RNA of Rotaria sp. Silwood2, 207 nucleotides long. NCBI's taxonomy places the organism in Eukaryota, Metazoa, Rotifera, Eurotatoria, Philodinida, Philodinidae. The record is from the annotation of a GenBank genome assembly.